CCUCACUCUCAGCCUCACUAACAUGGAGAUGGUCGUCUUUGAAAAUGAACCUGAAGUCUUGAUGGAAAACAUCUCUAAUAAAGGCCACAGAGACACAUCUGCAGCACCAGGUCUGAAGCUGUACAGGUGUGUUGCUGUGUCUUUUGGUCUCCUCUGCAUCCUUCAGGUUGCUCUCAACAUUUCCUUGAGACUUCCUCUCAACUGUGAAGCCAGGACCAAACAGCUGACUGAAGAGAGAGAUGAGCUGAAGGGGAAUCUGAAUGACUCCAUUUUAGGUCAUGAAGACGAGAUAAAAAUCCUGACUGGAGAGAGAGAUGAGCUGAAGAGGAGACUGGAUGACAUAAUUUCAGGUAAUGAAGCCAAAAUUAAAACCCUGACUGGAGAGAGAGAUGAGCUGAAGAGGAGACUGGAUGCCUUUACUCACAGGUCCCAUAAUGGAUGGCUGUAUUUCAGCCAUAGUUUCUACUAUAUUUCUCAAAUCAAGAAAACCUGGCACGACAGUAGGAAUGACUGUUUGAAAAGAGGAGCAGAUCUGGUGAUUAUCAACAGCAGAGAAGAGCAGGAAUUCAUUAAAGGAUUGGUGCAAAACCUGAUGUGGAUUGGGCUGUCCAAGAGAGAUGGGAUUUGGGAAUGGGUAGAUGGGACUCGCCUGGCUCAAAGUUUCUGGUGCUCCGGGGAGCCGAAUAAUCAUAAAAGUGGAAAUGAAGAUUGUGGAGAAAUACGCAGCUGCAGCGACGACCACGGCUGGAAUGAUGAAGAAUGUAGUUAUUCCAGUCUCUGGAUCUGUGAGAAGAAAAUGGCUCUAUAACUUACCAGCUGUGGUUUAAGAACAAAAACCCUAACCUCCCCCCUUUUUUUAUGAUUUUAUUUGUCAUGGCCAAUAGCAGCAAUAAACCUGUAGUGCAGUUGGAUUAACAUCAGUUAAGGUAAAAAUAAAUACAUUUUGUACUUUUAAUAAAAACUGCUUUGUGUUUUAGAACCUGGCUCUUACGCCCUGUGCCCCUUCUGUUACCACUGCCGUGGUAAGCCCCAGCCCUGUCCAGUUUAGUUUUGUCUGGCAGGCAGGCCU
Molecule: messenger RNA, 1069 nt
Organism: Salarias fasciatus (jewelled blenny)
Lineage: Eukaryota; Metazoa; Chordata; Actinopteri; Blenniiformes; Blenniidae
Product: CD209 antigen-like protein C
Exons: 8
Coding region: 23-808 (261 amino acids)
Source: RefSeq, a predicted model, not a curated record